Messenger RNA from Drosophila grimshawi, 619 nucleotides. RefSeq lists its product as uncharacterized. NCBI's taxonomy places the organism in Eukaryota, Metazoa, Arthropoda, Insecta, Diptera, Drosophilidae. The record is from RefSeq and is a predicted model, not a curated record. The transcript is spliced from 4 exons. Bases 91 to 618 code for a protein of 175 amino acids.
GAAUAUAUGUAUAUACUUUAUGGGAUUUAAUUGGAGUCAUGAAACUACAUUCAGUUCGUAUAAACUCUUUCGUGCAAGUGGCUGCUCUUCAUGCUGUUCUUCAUAUUCCUCACAUUUCCAGCUGCGAUGGGCGCAGCCAAGUGCAGAGCAGCCCCCAAAUUUGUGCAGAAUGUUCAGAUGUGCUGUCCGUUACCCUUGCCCAAUUGGGGUGUCUAUAGCAGCGAGUGUGGAAACUCUGGCCCACAGCCCAGUUGUCGCUUGGCCUGCAUAUUCAAUGCCACAAUGGCGUUGCAGGGUCGCCAUCUAAAUCUCCGCCAAGUGCGUCCUAUGCUUGAGCAAGCAUUCAGCGAUCCGGACAUUAUCGAUGCCUAUUCCAGUAACUUCGCCCCUUGCGCCUCGUUGGUGCACAGUAAGUACGGGGAGCUAGCGCAAAUCAGUCGCCAGAGCGAUGCGUGCGAUCGUCAUGCGCUCUUCUACAGCCUCUGCGCCUAUUCGCGCCUGAUGCAACGGUGUCCAGUCAACGCCUGGCAGCGGACCAACAAACAGUGCCAGGAGGCACGUACAUAUAUGAAAAACUGUGCUUGGCCAGCUCUCAAGAUGUUUAUGAAAAGCACAUAGA